This is a messenger RNA of Mangifera indica (mango), 909 nucleotides long. RefSeq lists its product as uncharacterized. The record is from RefSeq and is a predicted model, not a curated record. Bases 1 to 909 code for a protein of 302 amino acids. Lineage: Eukaryota; Viridiplantae; Streptophyta; Magnoliopsida; Sapindales; Anacardiaceae. The transcript has a single exon.
AUGCAGGGAAAAGCUAAGGAGAGUUGGUGCAUGAUAAGAUGCACAGCUGUUGCGCAGAAUAAUAACGAGGUAAUCAAUCGGACAGCGCUCAGAUUCCGGCCGAUAGCACCGAAGCCAGCCUCCAACGACACCGUUUCAGGUUUCUUAGGGGUGUAUAACAAGAACUUGCUGCUAAGUAGCAAAAGAUCUAAAAGAAAGUAUGUUAGGGUUCGCAAGAAUAAUGGAUACAAGAGAAAGAAUCAAAUCUCUCCGCAUGAAGAAGGAGAAGAUGGUGUAAACAAGACAGUUGUCACUCUACAGUUUUUUCCUGAAAAAACUGAUUCGAAGAAUUCAGAUUCAAACUCCAAAAUCCAAGAUCCGUUAUGCAAUAUUAUUAAUGAUAGAAACAAUCUUAAUCCCGUGGUUGCUUCAAAGGGUCGUGAUGCAGUAGAAUUUUAUCAACCAGAGCUAAAUCAUCGUAUUAAAGAAAAGGAAUUUGAAUUCGGAGUUUCAGAUCAGACGACGGUGGUGGAGUCGUGGGUGACGGUGGAGAGCAUGAAGGAGACAUGCAUGGAGGGGAGAGGAUUACUGGGGAGUACGGACGUAGAGAGAAUGAAUAAUCUAGAGAGCGACACGUGUCCAGGGUUUAUAUCAGACGGUUUAAACAGGGUUCAGUGGGUUAACGGAGCGUACAGAAGGAUGGUGAUGGGAUAUAAGGAUGGAGACGAGUCACAAAUAAUGGUGGGUUUGAUAAUGAAAGAACAGUUUCCGGUGUGUGUUUACUCGUCGUUUACGACAAUGGUAAGAGUCCAGUACACGUGGAAGAAGGAAAAGUACUCAAAAAUGGUUCCAUGUGAUGUGUACAGAAUGGACUGCGGAGGCUUUGCAUGGAGGCUGGACGUUGAAGCCGCCCUUAGUCUGGGUCGUUAA